Messenger RNA from Toxorhynchites rutilus septentrionalis, 2581 nucleotides. It is a transcript of the gene SmydA-4, whose product is annotated as SET domain-containing protein SmydA-8. Gene Ontology annotation, molecular function: protein binding. Bases 894 to 2483 code for a protein of 529 amino acids. The transcript has 6 exons. NCBI's taxonomy places the organism in Eukaryota, Metazoa, Arthropoda, Insecta, Diptera, Culicidae. The record is from RefSeq and is a predicted model, not a curated record.
GUAUUCACUCUUCAGUUUGAUUCACAAUCUCGUCCCCGUUGGGCGGGUUACGUGUUUAAUCCAAUAAUUAAAUUCAAGUGCCACUCGGAAAAUUUGUUGGAUUGUGUGGGUCGCCACACUUUUCUGUCGUUUGUGUGUUUUUUGAAAAAUUGGUGAUUAUUGGGCCGUCGGAAAAGUGCGAACGUUACCAACUUACCGGCCGUGUCUAUUGCAACUCGGUGCCAAUUACGCGACAAUGAAGCAAAAUUUACCAGAAUCUCCGUCUCGUGACCAGAAUUGCGGCACGCGACACUCGUAGAAGACAAACAUUUGAUGAAAAAUAAAUAAAAAUUAACAUUCUUUCUCGUGCGUUUAUAAAUGUGCAAUUUAGGUGGUUUAAAUAUAAUGGGAUGAUAAAAAUAGACCGUCAAAGAGUUAUGUAAUCACUUUAUUUUUAAAUUACGUUCACUGCAUCGGGACACCGAAGAACAAAUCUCGGUUUGAUGCUCUACCACAAACGCACAGUACUUAGAACCGGAUUACCAUGUCAAAGCAACAGGUUGCUCGUGUGAAUCGGUUGAAUCGCUUUCAAUUAUCAACACCUUGACCCAACCGUACGGGAGAAGCACAGCAGUAUUUUUGUGGGGAAAAGUGCCGACAAAAACUACCGCCCUGUUCAUUCAUAAAUUACCUGCGCUACAUGGCGUGAACGAACAGUUGUUUACAAUCAGUUAUUGCAUAUAUUUUUUCUAGCUGCGAAAAGAGAAAAUCAACAGCUGCUGCCCGCCACACGUGCAGCUUUCAGUGAAUGGAUUAUUAUUUCCGAUUCUGUUAAUUCAAUUGAUUCUUUCGGCACUAGUGUAAUUAGUGAAUAUCAAUCGACAAAUAUUGAACGAAAGUGAAACUUAUUCAUCAUGCCGGCCAACUCUAAGAAGAAGAAACAUAGGAAACCAAAAAACCAACAACACAACUCCAACGAACGAGAAAAUGAAAGUGAAAAAACAGAAACCCAAAAAUCAAAUGACCUCCCAGCAACAGAAGAAAACAACAACAAACCUUACAUGGUGAAAAAGUCGGACAUUUGUGGCCGCUAUUUAGUUGCCUCGCGGAAUCUCGAAGCUGGGACGAAGAUAAUCGAGGUCGAACCUCUGGCAGUAGGUCCCUGGGCUGAAAGUGAUCCCGUUUGCAUUGGAUGCCACCGCCAAUUUGAGAAAGAUAGUAAAAUAUUACGAUGUGCUGAAUGUGGAUGGAGAAUUUGCUCACAAGACUGCAACGGUCUUGCAGCCCAUAAGCCGCACCGAAGACUGGAAUGCAUUCCUCUCAAAGAGCACAAUGUUUCGAAGAUCUUGGAGAAAAGUUCUGCUGUGAAUGUUAAACUAAUGUACGAAGCGAUAUUCGCCCUCCGAUGUUUGCUGCUGAAGAAGGUGGACCCAGAAAAGUAUGAACACCUCCUCAAAAUGGAUCCCUUGAAUGAGUUGAGGGAACAAAUUUCCGACCUGUGGAAGCGCAAUCAGCAAACAAUAGUCGCCAGAAUUCGGGAUGAGUGGCAAUUUGAGGAAUUUUCAGAACGAGAGAUUCAUACUGUCUGCGGUAUAAUCGAGGUGAACUCCUUCCAGAUUGGUCCGAACAAUGUUCAUGCAAGAGCUUUGUAUCCGGAGGCGUUUUAUCUUAUGCAUGAUUGCACGCCCAAUACCACGCACACCGACGAUCUGGAAAGCCAAAUACUUUCAGUACGACUGACCAAGGAUCUCAAAGCUGACGAUCCAAUCACUUUGUCGUAUUCAUACACUCUUCAAGGAACGUUGAAGCGGAGACAGCAUUUGUAUAGUAGCAAAUUUUUCUGGUGUCGAUGCAACCGCUGCACUGAUCCAACAGAGUUUGGGACACACUGUAGCACGUUAAAAUGUUCCAGUUGUCCGAACGGACUUGUUCUGCCGACUGACCCGUUGGAUCAGAAUGCUGAAUGGAAAUGUAAAACCUGCACAUACACAGUUUCAGCAAAAAAUGUUAACCAGCUUCUUGAUAAACUAUUCAAAGAAGUUGAUGCCAUCGAUGGAAACAGCGUCCAACUUUACGAAGAAUUCAUAGAGAAAUAUAGGAAUGUGUUACACGAGAAUCAUUACCUGUUUCUAUCAGCGAAACACUCGCUUUGUCAGCUGUAUGGCAAAAUUGAAGGCUAUCUGUUACCCGAAAUGACGCUGGAACAAGUCAAGCAUAAGGAAACUCUUUGUCGCGAUCUGCUCACUCUAGUCGAUAAAUACGAACCAGGACUGAGUCGCUUGAGAGGGGUAGUUAUGUACGAACUACAUGCACCAAUCAUGGUACUGUCACAGUAUCAGUUCCAGACUAAACAGAUUACUCUCAACCAACUAAAACAAAAACUGCACGAAGUCCGGCAACUACUGAGUCAAAGUGCAGAAAUUCUCUCCUUUGAAACACCGGGAUCACCAGAAUAUGAUAUGGCACUUGCAGCCCGGGGUGCGUUGCAGCAAAUGCAAACGUAAUGCAUUGAAGAUAUUGCUUCCUCUGUUUUUAUUAAUUUUGUUUUCUUUUUUUUUAUUUUGCAAAUAAAGAAAAGUUGUUAAAGUAAUUGAUAAAAUUA